CCUUGUCACCCAGACGUUGAUGGAUGCCUCUUCCUUCAUCCAUGGAUCCCAAGAGUGGUGCAGUCCGCCAGGAGAGCCACCCCCGUGGGAGAGGAGGCGUGGCCUUGCCUUCUGAUUGGGCAGCUGGUCCCGGAAAUGCAAAUGAGGCCCCCGGUGCUGGGUGGGAAUUGGCUGAGGGAAAGGUGGAGGCGGGGCUGGGCCCCGGGCCACUUCACGGAGCGGGAAAAGGAGGGGGAAGGAAUGUCACCACUGGGACCCGGUCUCAGAGAAUAAACAUUGAUGUGGAUGAGGACCGAACCAUUAUUGGGUUUGGGGGGCAAUCACAGGGGCUACAGGGGUCUGUGGGAGGAAGAAAGUGGGGUCUCCUGCAAGUGGGGUGGGGGAGGCGGCGCCUCUUCGGAGCUCCAAGCCGGCGCGAGACACCGGCGCGGGCGCCCGGCGGCGGCCACAUCUGCACUGGGGCCGGUGCGCAUCUGCACACGAGAGAAAGAGCUGCCGGCCAGGGUCCCCGCCACGCUGCCUGCCGCCCCCACCCCCAUCGGCGCGCGCGCGCCCAGCCCCGCUGGCUGGCAGACACGCGCUCGCGCUGCCUCCCUUGCCUGGCCCCCACGCUGCCACCCCCGAUUCCCCGAGGGUCCCGCAUCCGGAAAGUUGGGCUCCCGGAUCCGCAGCCUGGCGUCCCGGUGCGCACCAUGCGGGCCCUGCUGCUGCUCGGGACCGUCGCGCUGCUGGCCUCCGCGGGCCCGGCCGGGGCGCGCCCAUCCAACGACACGAGCGCCGUGGCCCCGGGCCCGCUGCCUGCGCUCCUCGCGCACCUGCGGCGCCUAACCGGGGCUCUGGCGGGCGGCGGGAGCGCGGCGGGCACCGGCGCCAACGCCACCAAGACCAGCCCCGCGGGUGGCGCGGGCGCAGCGGCUCGGGCGCCCCCUCCGGCCGAGCUCUGCCACGGCUACUACGAUGUCAUGGGCCAGUACGACGCCACCUUCAACUGCAGCACCGGCUCCUACCGCUUCUGCUGCGGCACCUGCCACUACCGCUUUUGCUGCGAGCACCGCCACAUGCGCCUGGCGCAGGCCUCCUGCUCCAACUACGACACGCCACGCUGGGCCACCACGCCUCCGCCUCUAGCCGGAGGCGCCGGGGGCGCAGGGGGUGCGGGCGGGGGGCCGGGGCCGGGCCAGGCAGGGUGGCUGGAAGGGGGCCGGGCAGGGGGCGCGGGGGGACGUGGGGGCGAGGGCCCCGGGGGCAGCACCGCGUACGUGGUGUGCGGAGUCAUCAGCUUCGCCCUAGCGGUGGGCGUCGGUGCCAAAGUGGCCUUCAGCAAGGCGUCGCGUGCGCCCAGAGCGCACCGGGAGAUCAACGUGCCCAGAGCUCUGGUGGACAUUCUGAGACAUCAGGCAGGACCUACAACCCGUCCAGACCGGGUUCGAAGCAGUUCUCUGACCCCGGGGCUAGGAGGCCCAGAGAGCAUGCCCCCCAGGACGCCCAAGAACCUUUACAACACCAUGAAGCCCUCCAACCUUGAUAACCUGCACUACAACGUCAACAGCCCCAAGCACCGCGCUGCCACACUGGACUGGCGAGCCAUGCCACCACCCAGCCCCUCCCUGCACUACUCCACGCUGUCCUGCUCGCGAUCCUUCCACAACCUCUCGCAUCUUCCCCCGUCCUAUGAGGCUGCUGUGAAGUCAGAACUGAAUCGCUACUCCUCUCUGAAGAGACUGGCUGAGAAAGAUCUGGACGAAGCCUACCUGAAGCGCAGGCAUCUGGAGAUGCCCCGCGGGACCCUGCCCUUGCAUGCCCUCCGGCGGCCUGGCACUGGAGGUGGCUACCGCAUGGAUGGCUGGGGUGGUCCGGAGGAGCUGGGCCUGGCACCGGCCCCCAACCCCCGGCGGGUGAUGUCCCAGGAGCACCUGCUGGGUGACGGUGGCCGGGCCCGCUAUGAGUUCACAUUGCCUCGAGCCCGGCUGGUGUCCCAGGAACACCUGCUGCUGUCCUCACCGGAUGCGCUGCGCCAGAGCCGUGAGCACCUGCUGUCACCCCCACGAAGUCCUGCGCUGCCCCCGGACCCCACCACCCGGGCCAGCCUGGCCGCCUCGCACUCCAACCUGCUGCUGGGGCCCGGGGGGCCCCCCACACCGCUGCACGGGUUGCCUCCGUCAGGCCUGCAUGCUCACCAUCACCACGCCCUUCACGGCUCUCCCCAGCCAGCCUGGAUGUCGGAUGCGGGCGGGGGUGGGGGCACCCUGGCCCGCAGGCCACCCUUCCAGCGCCAGGGCACCCUGGAGCAGCUUCAGUUCAUCCCGGGGCACCACCUGCCCCAGCACCUGCGUACUGCCAGCAAGAACGAAGUGACUGUCUGAGGCCGGGGUGGAGCGCCGGGGGGCUGUGGCUUCUGGGGCCCCCUCCUCCCAGCCCGGACCUCCGUCACAGGCUUAUCACACACACCAAGGGUCUGAGGCCAGACGGGGGCCCUUGGGUCGGAGACCACACUUCCUUUUGGGAUGUCACAGUAGAUGAGAUCUCUCCUCCUACUUUGUCACUGUUUGGACCAAGGCCUCCUUCCCAUGAUGUCAUCACAGAGGAAGAGGCCUGUACACGAGGUCAUCGCUAGCAAACAUGUCUGUGUUCCAACGAUGUUGUUGCAGGGACUAAACCUCCUUCCCAUGAUGUCAUCACAGAGGAAGAGGCCUGCCCGUGAGGUCAUCGCCAGAGGCUGUGUCCACACUGCAUGACGUCACCACAGAGACUCCCUGUGACGUCACCACAGACAAGGCCUUGUCCCAUCCCAUCGUCCCUAGAAGCAAAGACUCCUCGCCGCGGUGUCACUACAGAGACAAGUCCCUCACACGUCCCGAGACUUCCUGAUAUCAUCCCGAGCACCCAGGCCUCUGGAGCAAAUGGCCAUCGCAGGGAAAACGUUUCUCUGCUAUGGAGAAGAUGCCUCCGUCCCAUGAUGCCGUCACCACGGACAAAGCCAUUUUCCUGGGACACAUUGCAGAGGACCAUGCCCUGCCCUGUGGGUCCUCACUGAAGAUCAGGCCUCCUUCCCACAAUGCUGUCGUCGCAGGAUUGUGCCCCCCUCCUGUGAGGCCAUCACCAGAACAGGUGCCUUGCCCGAUGGCGCCAUCACUCACGGGACCGUGCCUCUUCCUUCAUGUGAUGUCAUUACCAGAAAUGACCACCUGUUCCGGGGACCUCCACAGGAUGAGGUCCUUCUGGGGUGUGACCACCAGUUACCGCCCACUUGGAGAUGACACCCGGAGACACUCCUAUUGCUGUGCCAUUUUGUGAGGAAAUUGGGCACGUCCGGCCCCAGACCACUUGGGAAGAUGCCAGAGAACGUGACUUUUCCUACGAUGUCAUAUGAGGGUAUGAGCACUCGGGAUGCCAAGACCAUGGCCUGUCUGUAGGAGGCUGGUGAUGAUGCCCUCCGUUACUUGGACGUCAUCAUAACGAGUUUCCUUCUCGGAGGUGGUCCCUGCUCCAGAUGACCACCACUAAUUACGUCAUCAGAGCCCUUGUCUUGCUUAAGCCCUGUAACUUUGCUCCAUGGCUUCUUCCAUGACCCAGGGACACGGCCAACAGGAUGUCUACCAGUGCCUCUAAAGGAAGGUUGGGCCUGUGCGGUGAGUCCUUGGGGGUGGCACCCAUGGAUGAGCUUCAGCUCUGAGGAGGCUACCUUGAUCCACGAGGCCUCUAGCAUCCUGGGACGCACAGGUGGGCCAAAGGCUGGCAUCACUUCUUUCUGCCAUAUCUAAAGACAUCAACUCUGUCAACAGAGUCCCCAUCCCCUCUUGGAGGGGGAGGGUUGGGGUGUACGUGCUGCUGACCUUGCCAAUGACAUCAUCAACACUACCCAGUGUCCUCCUUUCAUGAUGGCAUGGCAGUUGGGGGUCCCACGUUAACCAUGUCAUUUCCCAGGAUUCCAUAAGACUCAACGAGCACCUAUCAUCAUCUACCAGGAAUUUACCACCACUAAUGGCGUCACCGUUGUCUCCCGAGAUUCCUCACAACCAUGGUGUAAUCAUCUCCCAGGAUCCAUGUCACAUGUUGUCAUGGCCAUCUCCCGUGAUUGACCGCAACAUGUUGUCAUGGUGUGCCAGGAUCCACCACAAACACGUUCUCCUCACCACCUCCCAGAAUCCAUCACAGCAUGCUCACCUCACCAUCUCCCAGGAUCCAUCAGAACCAUGCUGUGCUCAUCUCUCAGAAGCCACUGCAACCACGGUGUUUUUGUCUCCCUGGUUGUGCCGUGACCAGUGACGUCCUUACCUUCCACAAUCCGUGAUGCCUCACAGUGGCACUCUCUAAGAGAACUUGCUGGGACUGAAAGUGCCAGUGUUCCUCAGAAUUCCUCAUAAUGGCAGCAUUAUCCUCUCCCAGAAUCCACUCUAUCCAUGUCCUCAUGUCUCAGUAGCCACCACAGCUAUGAUGUCGCCACCUCAUAAAGUCCACUUCCACUGUGGGGUCCUUGGAUUCAUGCAAUCAUGUAUCAUCCCAUCCUGGGGUCCACCUGAUAGUGUCACAGUUAUAAUCUACGAGAAUCCAUGAGAGUCAUGGCAUCAUCCCCUCGCAGGUCCCACUUCAGCUGUGUCCUAUCAUGAUCCAUCAGAUUUCCUGUAACCAUGGUGCCAUCACCUCCAAUCAGCCAUAAUAACCAAGGAUGUCUUCAUCUCCCAGGACCCAUGUUAACCCCAGUGUCUCCAUGAUCUAGGGUCCCUGAGGUCCAGUGGUAUCAUUAUCCUCGGGGUCUAUGAUAACCAUGGUGUUAUCACCUCCCUGGAUCCAUGCCAACAAAUAAUGCCAUCAUUCCCCAGAAUUCACUUCAGUCAUGGCGUCGCCGCCUCCCAGAAUCCACGUUAAAACUGAGUGUCAUCCUCAUCUUCCAGGACCCAUGGCGCUCGUGUGCUAUCUGCCAGGACCCACCACUUAGGGUCCAAAUGCUGUGACAGGCUGUAUUUCAAUUGUCCUCUGGGGUCUCAUGGCAUUUCCAGUUCCUCCCUUCAGGGGAGCCAGCACAACAGGCCAUUUCCCAUCCCCUCCCAUGAGGCCAUUUUCCAUCCCCGCCCAUGGACCAGGGAGGGGCCGCUGCCUCCCUUUCAUCAUGUCUCCCCACACACACACACCCACACACACACACUUCUUGAUUAUGUCCCUGCCUCACUCCUGAUCUGAAAAGAUAUCCGGGUCAGCCCCACCUACAGACUUGGCCUUGGCCAGCCUCCUCCACCCGCCGGUGAGCGCAUCCAAACUCUCCCUUGUCGCAUCACCACUGUCCCUCACCCAGCCAUCGGAUCGGUGACAGGGUCAACCUAGUGACCUCUCCCCAGCAGGAGCGGAAGUGGGGCUUCCCAGCCCUUGGAUGGCAUUACUGCCCCGCGCCACUCGAGCCCUGUUCCUUGGACCCCACCAGGAGCAGAACUCACUAGCUUGGGCCUAAUCCUCUUUAGAGAAUCUUGGCCCGUGGGAAGAUGCCACAGCUGAGAAACCUCUUGCUGGCCAGUUCCUGCGGUGGGUUCACCUGAGAGCAAUGGCCCCUGCUACCCUCUCCUGCAAAGGCCAAGGGGUGCUCCUUCAUCCCCUUCCUUACCGUAGCGGGGAGUACCCAGGGGCUUCAGGGAGUCCCUAACACCCAGUGCACAAUCUGACCCCUCCACACACAGUUUUCUGUACAUAAUAUAGCCAUGUUUCAAGGGGGCGGCCACUCCCCACUCUUAAAGGGCUACAUGCCCCCUCCCAGCCCCCGAGGCGAGGAGGGGGGCUCUUCUCCCUCCUCUGGGCCGCCCUCUCCCUCUCAUACCCUCUUUCCCCACCAAUGAUUGGCCUCUGUGCUCACCCCUUCUCAAGAGCCAAGAGCCUGGACGGGAUAGAUGGUGUCCGGCUCUCUCUCGCAUUGAGGAAAGUGGGAGGUUACCACCGACCUCCUCAGCUCCUGCACCGGGUUUUCAGUCUCCCGCUAAUAGACGUUCCGUUCCGUGGGCUCCCCCAUCCAUUCUAGGGCCUCCCUUCAAGCGCGCUUAACACUCCCACGGAACACACAGCUUUCUUCAGCCCCCAGCAUUGGAGGGGCUUGGGGAGCCUCCAGUUUCUAUUUGCCCGGUCUCUCCCUCCAUCCUAACCUGGAUUCCUUCCUGGGAUCUGCCCCCACCACCACCCCGCGCGCGCCCCCUUCCCCCAGUCUCCAGCCUCCAUUCACCCGCCUGACCCUGGAGCCUUGGCCUCUUAUCUCAAUAAAGCCAUAGUGGGGAGAGGUCUUGAGGGUGGGCUAGCAGGCGCUAUUCUGCUCAUCCCCGCCCCCACUACCGCCACAAUGCUUCCAGAGCUGAGACCUGGCCUUCUGAGCCUUCCCCCUGCUCCCCAGUAAACACACAGACCCACAAGGGCAGGGCGCUCACCACUGUGCAGGAAAGCGUCUCCCCUUCUGGUUGGAGGCUGCAGAGGAGAUGUCAGAGACAAGAUCAGAAGUGCCGCACCAGAGGACCCUCCGCACCUCUGAAUCCCACCCUGACUCCCGUCCCGACUCUUCUUCCAGCGCUGAACCCACCUUCAACUUCCUGGUGAGGACAGCAAGAAGAGCUGGUACUUGGGGUGUGGUGGGGAUGGGGUGUUUUUUGUUUUGGAAUAAACAGCUGUUUUUCCUGA
This is a messenger RNA of Peromyscus leucopus (white-footed mouse), 6645 nucleotides long. RefSeq names its product shisa family member 7 (gene Shisa7). Gene Ontology annotation, cellular component: AMPA glutamate receptor complex; dendritic spine membrane; postsynaptic density. The record is from RefSeq and is a predicted model, not a curated record. Lineage: Eukaryota; Metazoa; Chordata; Mammalia; Rodentia; Cricetidae. Gene Ontology annotation, biological process: regulation of short-term neuronal synaptic plasticity; regulation of AMPA receptor activity.